Molecule: messenger RNA, 420 nt
Organism: Cordyceps militaris CM01
Lineage: Eukaryota; Fungi; Ascomycota; Sordariomycetes; Hypocreales; Cordycipitaceae
Product: c-myc binding protein
Exons: 4
Coding region: 1-420 (139 amino acids)
Biological process (GO): protein folding; regulation of DNA-templated transcription
Cellular component (GO): cytoplasm; prefoldin complex
Source: RefSeq, a predicted model, not a curated record
AUGUCGUCAGGCGAGCGAGAAACAGUCAACCUCGACACCCUGGAGCCACAGCAGCUCGCCCAGGUCAAGAAACAGCUCGACGAGGAGCUUGAGCACCUGACGUCGUCGUUUUCGCAGCUCCACGGCGCCCAGUCAAAGUUUCGAGAGUGCCUGCGAUGCGUAAACAGCCGGUCUGAAUCGUCAAAGAGCUCCAACGAGGUCCUGGUACCGCUGACCAACUCUCUUUACGUACGAGGGGAAUUAACAAAUACGGAGACGGUGCUCGUGGAUAUUGGUACUGGUUUCCUGGUGGAAAAGAAACUGAAUUCGGCCGCUACUUUUUACGAAAAUAAAAUCAAGGAGCUGACGAACAGCCUGAAAGAACUGGAAGCCAUCAUUCAGCAAAAGCAGAUGAACGUGCGCACAAUUGAAGAAGGUUAG